This is a messenger RNA of Paramecium tetraurelia, 702 nucleotides long. RefSeq lists its product as uncharacterized. The record is from RefSeq and is a predicted model, not a curated record. Gene Ontology annotation, molecular function: GTP binding; GTPase activity. The transcript has 4 exons. Lineage: Eukaryota; Ciliophora; Oligohymenophorea; Peniculida; Parameciidae. Gene Ontology annotation, cellular component: endosome. Gene Ontology annotation, biological process: regulation of endocytosis.
AUGAGUAAGGAUAGUCUGCCUAUGUUCAAGUUUAUUGUAGUUGGAGAUCAAUCUGUUGGCAAGAGUAGCUUUGUUAAAUAAUAUUCCGAAAGCUAAUUUGUAGAGGGAGCGAGUAGAGCAACAAUUGGAGUGGAAUUUAUUAAGAAAUUGGUAGUUGUUGAUAAACGCAGAGUGGAGCUCUAAAUAUGGGAUACUGCAGGAUAAGAAUAAUUUAGAAGCAUGAUUAAGAGUUUUUAUCGCGGAGCUGCAGCUGUCUUUGUGUUAUAUAGUAUCAAUUAAAGAGAUUCCUUUGAGAAGCUGUAAGACUGGUUAACUGAAUUGCAUGAAAGUGCUCAUGAAGAAAUUGUCAAAAUUCUUGUAGGAAAUAAAUCAGAUAUGGAACGUAGUGUUCAAAAACAAGAAGCUGAAAAAUUCAUGAAUGCAAACAAUUUUAGUUUGUUUUUUGAAACUUCUGCAAAGACUGGGGAAAAUGUAGAAAAAGCCUUUGUGGAGGCAGUAAAAUUAGUGAUCAUGAGGAUGUUUACUAGUGAAUCAUUUAAAAACUCAAUUAAAACUACCAAGAAAACACCAGCAAGUUCGAAAUAGAAUACAAGCAGAAGUGAUUAACCAAUUACAGAAGUGCCAUCAUUCACCUCAAAACCAAUUCAAUUGUAAUCCGAUCACACUUAAGAAAAUAAGCAUGCAAAGAAGCAAUGUUGUUGA